This is a messenger RNA of Egretta garzetta (little egret), 3056 nucleotides long. It is a transcript of the gene DENND6B, whose product is annotated as DENN domain containing 6B. NCBI's taxonomy places the organism in Eukaryota, Metazoa, Chordata, Aves, Pelecaniformes, Ardeidae. The record is from RefSeq and is a predicted model, not a curated record. Gene Ontology annotation, molecular function: guanyl-nucleotide exchange factor activity. Gene Ontology annotation, cellular component: recycling endosome. The coding region runs from base 1 to 1671 and encodes 556 amino acids. The transcript is spliced from 20 exons.
AUGCCAGCCUUCCUCACCCCUUCAGAAUAUCUGGUGGCUUUAUCGGGGGGGACGGGGCGGUUGACUCACUGGCGCUUGUCUCUUUUGCAGUUGGUGUAUCCCUAUGACUUCAGACUAACAGAGAAGGAGAAAACCAAUAUCUGCUACUUGUCCUUCCCAGACUCCUACUCAGGUGGCCUGGGGGAUACCCAGUUUAGCUUCCGCCUUCGUCAGUCUGGGGGGCAGAGGACCGCGCAUUACGAGGACGAUGGCGAGUACAACAGAGAAGCACCCCUGACGCUGCAGCGGGAGUCAGCUCAUUACUUCGGUUACGUGUACUUCAGGCAAGUCAAGGACAGCUCCAUGAAGAGGGGUUAUUUUCAGAAGUCUUUGGUGCUGGUGUCACGCCUUCCGUAUGUGAACCUGUUCCAGUCAUUGCUGCAGCUGAUUGCUCCGGAAUACUUUGACAAGCUGGAGCCGUGCCUGGAGGCAGUGUGCAAUGAGAUUGAUCAGUGGCCGCCUCCUGUGCCGGGACAGACCCUGAACCUUCCCGUGAUGGGAGUCGUCAUUCAGGUGAGGAUCCCAUCGAGGGUGGAUAAGCCAGGAUCAAGCCCAGUGAAGCAGUUCAACCAAGAGAAUCUGUUACCAGCUCCACUGGUUCUCCCCAGUAUUCAUGAACUGGAUCUUUUCAGAUGUUUCCAGCCAGUGCUAAUUCAUAUCCAGAUGUUAUGGGAGCUGAUGUUACUGGGAGAGCCAGUUGUUGUGAUGGCACCAUCCCCUACAGUUUCUUCAGAAAUGGUUCUGGCACUUACCAGCUGCCUUGCUCCUCUGAGGUACUGUUGUGACUACCGCCCCUAUUUUACCAUCCACGACAGCGAAUUUAAAGAGUAUACCACCAGGACACAAGCUCCGCCGAACAUUGUUGUGGGAGUCACAAACCCUUUCUUUAUCAAAACUCUCCAGCACUGGCCGCACAUUCUUCGGGUCGGGGAGCUCAGAAUGUCAGGAGACCUGCCCAAGCAAGUCAAGGUGAAAAAGCUAGCUAAACUAAAAACCCUAGACACGAAGCCAGGAAUCUAUACUUCUUAUAAAACAUUUCUUCACAAAGACAAAACCCUGAUAAAAAGAUUACUAAAGGGGAUUCAGCGGAAACGCCCGUCUGAAGUCCAGAGUGCCCUUCUGAGGCGUCACCUCCUGGAGCUCACCCAGAGUUUCAUUAUUCCCCUGGAGCAUUAUAUUGCAAGUCUGAUGCCCCUGCAGCGGGCCAUUACUCCAUGGAAGAAUCCUCCGCAGAUUCGUCCUUUCCGCCAGGAAGAUUUCAUGAAGACCCUCGAGCAUGCUGGUCCCCAGCUCACCUGUGUUCUUAAGGGUGACUGGUUAGGCCUCUACAGGCGUUUCUUCAAGUCUCCCAACUUCGAUGGCUGGUACCGUCAGAGGCACAAGGAAAUGACCCAGAAGCUGGAGGCCCUUCACUUGGAAGCCAUCUGUGAAGCGAACAUUGUGGCCUGGAUGAAGGACAAGUCCGAGGUAGAGAUUGUAGACCUGGUGCUAAAACUUCGUGAGAAGCUGGUAAGAGCCAGGUGCCAGCACCUCCCUGUGAAGGAGGAAACUCUGCAGCGGGUGGGCCUCUACAUCGAGACCAUCAUCGGCUCCUUGCCGGAGGAUCUCCAGGCGGUGCUGCACCACCACUGAGCACGGUGAAGGGGCUCUGUCGGAGAAGAGAGGGCCCUCCCACCCUGCGCCGAGCUGUGGGCAGCUGCAGCUGCCUUUGGAAACGAAACUUCUUCCCCGAUCCAGCCAGCGUGACCUGGGCCUUGCUCACAACUGAGUACGACCCUGACCCCGCCAGCGGGUGGUCAGAACUGUAGCAGACGUGGGGAACCCUGCGCACUCUUCUCUCUCCAGCCCUGCUUUGAGGAGCUGGAUUUUAGGGGGCUGUAAAUGAGAAACUGUCCCCUGCGUGGCUGUGAGUGGGGCAGAAGGUGACAGCCAGGCUUCCAGCAGCACGCGACAGGCUGUGCGAGACACGCGUUGCCCGUAUGUACGCAUCCGUCCUUCUCUAGCGCUUGGGCUCUCGAUGUCAAUGCCUUCGUCCUGCCUGGAAGAAGCAGGACCAGCCCUGUAGUGGGGAGCUGUUUUCAGGAGGGCUCCUGAUGAUAAGGAGAGAGGUGCUGGUCCCCCACAUACGAAUGAUGUGAAAAAAUUGUCGCUGCCCAUUCAGCGGCCUGGCUCAUGCGGCAAGAGCUUCAGCUGUGAUGGAAGUGGGAGGAUGAGCUGCUGGACGUGGAAUGCUGCUGGUUUUUCCCCAAGGCAGGGACAGAGAAGAAGGAGCUGGUGCAUCUGCAAGGAACAGAGCCCUCCAGAGAUCACGGCUGGUGCUGUGUGAAUGGGAACCGCUGCUGGAGCUCAACAGAGAAGAGCUGGCCUCCAAAUGUUAUUUAUUCUGCUUGAAAACUCAAGUUUGUGCGCUCUAACAACGUACAAGACAUCUGGAGCUCUGCUGUGGGCCAUGAGAGUCCUAGCGUCAGCCCACUUCCCGACAAAACAUGUUGGAGGAUCUGAUUUUUGCAGCCUGUGUCGGCCUUGCCAAGGUGGGAGCUCACAGAGCGGCCCUCGCGCGAGGUGCAUGCUCGCCCCGUGCCGGGGUCACUGGGGAGCAACCUCUCCAGCUCUCGCCACAGCUUGUUCUUAACCGUAACCCAGCUUCCAGCUCGGUCCCGCUGCUCCCGUUCACCUCUUGGGAAAGAGAGAGACGUGUCUGUGCUUCUGGGCUGAACGUGGGAAGGGCUCGAGGCUCCGCUGCCGGCUUUGGCGGCCGUUGCCCUCUGCCUGAGAGCGCAGCCUUCCUGCCCGCUGCCUGGGAGAUGGAUUUCCCGUAACCCCAGGGUUGAUUGCUGCUGCUGUAACCGCAUUUCACCAUCUGCCAGUCUGGCCAGGGCCUGAACAUUUGCCUUAAGAACGGGUUUUAGGAUGGCUCCGGCAGCCUGAUGCACUCCUGUUCUGGAAGAAGCCCCGGAGGUACCUUUGCACGUGGCAGGAGAGUCUGGCAUUUCCGCCGAGCCCUGCGCAAGGCUGUC